GCGACCGAUGACAGGACGCACGCGCAUCUCUCCCCUUUGUUGUGAUAAAAGACGACAUGAACCGUCGGGAGGAAUAGUGUACCCAAGUACGGAGUUGUGCAAACAUUUCACGAUGAUUUUAAAAGGGCGCGGUAUUGAGGUGAAACGGAAGAGCCGUCGCACAUUCAAAAUGGAUGCAGUUCCUGAGAAGGGAGACGUGGUGACCAGCUUCGUUGGAGACAGCAACGACCAUGGUGAUAUUAUGUCUGCAGGGGUUCAUGGAGUUUUCAGGCAGAAGUCUUUUGGUGCAUGCGAUCGACAAUUGACAACAUUAACAUCAUACGCAAAGGCCGCCCGUUUGUCCAUCGGAAGUGCUGCUGUAGGAAUCGGGAAUUUAUUCACUCGCAAAAUGGCGGCCAGUGCAAAUUCAUCUAGUCCGUGGCCGAGUAGUCAAGAUGAUUACGAAUUGCGGGACGUUAUUGGAGUCGGUGCAACUGCAGUGGUAUAUGGAGCAUAUUGCAAGCCUCGUGCAGAAAAGUGUGCUAUCAAACAGAUAAAUUUAGAAAAAUGGAAUACCUCCAUGGAUGAACUUCUUAAAGAAAUACAGGCUAUGUCAAGCUGUAAUCAUGAGAAUGUAGUUACAUACUAUACAAGUUUUGUGGUGAAUGAUGAACUCUGGCUUGUAUUGAGACUCCUUGAAGGUGGGAGCCUCCUGGAUGUUAUCAAACACAAGAUGAAAGUGACUAAUUGUAAGCAUGGGGUAUUUGAUGAAGCGACUAUUGCAACUGUCCUUAAGGAAGUUUUGAAAGGUUUAGAAUAUUUUCAUAGUAAUGGACAAAUACAUAGAGACAUAAAAGCUGGGAAUAUUUUGUUAGGCGAAGACGGGACUGUUCAAAUUGCGGAUUUUGGAGUUUCUGCAUGGCUGGCAACAGGCAGAGAUUUGUCCAGACAAAAAGUUAGGCAUACCUUCGUGGGUACACCUUGUUGGAUGGCCCCGGAAGUAAUGGAGCAAGAUCACGGUUAUGAUUUUAAAGCUGAUAUAUGGUCUUUUGGCAUAACAGCAAUUGAAAUGGCAACAGGCACCGCUCCAUAUCAUAAAUACCCACCAAUGAAAGUGCUUAUGUUAACAUUGCAGAAUGAUCCUCCAAAUAUAGAUACUGGUGCUGAUGAAAAGGAACAAUAUAAAGCUUAUGGUAAAACAUUUAGAAAAAUGAUUGUGGAUUGCUUACAAAAAGAUCCAGCGAAAAGGCCAACUGCUACAGAUCUUCUAAAGCAUCCUUUUUUCAAAAAAGCCAAGGAUAGAAAAUAUUUGACGCAAACUUUAGUUGCUAUAGGACCUAGUAUGGAAACCAGGGUAAACAAGGCCAGUAAAAGGCAACAGGGUACAUCAGGGCGACUUCACAGGAGCGUGACCGGGCAAUGGGUCUGGAGCGAGGAGGAGGAGGAGGCCCACGCGGAGUCCGACGAGGCACCCUCCCCGACCGAGGACCGAAGGCCUAUGAAUCAGCUCCAGAAGGCCGACUCCAGCGGAAGUGAUGAGGAGGAAAAUACGGAGUCUCAAGUUAAAACAGCUGACGUGAAAGUUACGGACAAAAAUGAAUCACCUAUUAUCAAUUUGGUUUUAAGACUAAGAAAUUCGCGUCGCGAAUUGAACGACAUUCGCUUCGAAUUCAUAAUGGGGAAGGACUCUGCUGAAGGCAUCGCAAUGGAGCUGGUGGGCGCUGGUCUAGUGAACCCACACGACUCUGUGCCCAUUUCCACGAAUCUCAACAAGUUGCUCGAAGCGCAGAUGACCACGCCGUCAGCGCCUAAAGCCGUCACAUUCCAUUUGAAUUCUACCGGGCCUAACGAACAUUUUGACGACAAAACUCUCGUAGGCUUCGCGCAAAUAUCUAUUAUAGAGUAAAUGUCAUCAGGGUGGCUUGUGAUCUAGUAAAAAUGUAAAGUUUAGUAAUUAGCAGUGUUUGGUUACACUAUAUAUUUACUUGUAUUUAUUUAUGGUGCUAGCAGGCGGAAUACGCGAAGCCUUGCUGUCUACGUAUUGAAUACGUAGGCAUAGCAUAAGCAUUUUUGGAUUUGUCAUUGAAAUUAAUAUUACAACAUUGGCCAUUAAUUUUGUCCAGCCAAAGAUCUGUAGGUAGUUUUUUUAAUAUGUUGUAAGUGGUACCAUAAUUUUAUUUAUGAUGUGUAGAUUUGCAAAGCGAAAUCAUAAACGUGUCAGUAAAUGGCAAUAAUUAAUAUUUUUAAAGCCUUAGGUUAUAUUUAAAUAAUAACAAGUCAAACAAAAAAGUACUGUUUAUUAAUCUGAGCACGUGUGAUUUACCAUAAGGCUAGCCUGCAUAUCUCACAAAGCGCUCAUUUUAGAUCUUGAUGCUUUUAAAAAACGCGUGAUACUGCCUUAUACCAACUCGUGCGACGGGUCUAUUUGUCUUCAACUUAUAUAUUUAUAUAAACGCAAUUACUUAUUUUUCACAAUUGCGAAAACUACUGUCACCAUAAAGUAAAGCCAGAGUCUAAAGACUAUGUAGUUUAUACAAGAUAUCUCUACAAACAUAUUCCGUUGAAGUAAUUACAUUAUUACAUUUAUAUAUUAAUAAAUAUAAUCACUUAAAUAUAUUUCAUGAUAUAAUUAUACUAUAACAAUAAUCAGCUUAGGAUAUAUAUACAUAUAUAUAUAUAUCUUAUUAGUUUUCUUUUUCUAGGGCAUAUGUUCCACGAAAACAUUAAUUUAUAGAAUAGGAAUUCGUACUUAUGAGGUUAAUUAACUUGUUAUGGUAUGAAAGUCCAGGUUAGUGAAUUUAUUGAUAGAAUGACUAAUGUGACUCAAAUAUUUCAAUUCUUAAAUAUCUAUUUAUUUUAUUUUAAUUAAUAGGUAAUACAUAAAUUUCGUCGUAUCUACUAAUUAGGUACACAUAAUAAAAUUAAGACACAUUUUAAAUUGUUGGUAGUAAAUUAAACUACAUGCUGUUUUAAAUAUUGUCCGUCUUGUUUGUUCUUCUUGAACAGAAAAAGUUUGGGUUUAAUUAUAAUUUGGGUUUUCUUUAUUGACUAAUAAUAUACGUCAAUAGACACGCUAGCUUAAUGACUUUUAAUUCUUAUUGUAGUUUUCGUUGUAAAUCUCCAAAACAGGAACAAAUGUAGAUAAAUAAAUUAUCUUAUCAAUUUUAUGACUAUAAUUAUUUGAGUAAUUAAUCUUUCGUGACGUGAUUUUACUAAUUCAAUGCCUAUUAUAGCGAUCCUAAUAUAUCAAUUAGUGUAAUUAGAAAGAUUUAU
Plodia interpunctella (Indianmeal moth) is the source of this 3252-nucleotide messenger RNA. Its product is annotated as serine/threonine-protein kinase OSR1-like. Gene Ontology annotation, molecular function: protein serine/threonine kinase activity; ATP binding. The record is from RefSeq and is a predicted model, not a curated record. The transcript has 14 exons. NCBI's taxonomy places the organism in Eukaryota, Metazoa, Arthropoda, Insecta, Lepidoptera, Pyralidae. Bases 8 to 1885 code for a protein of 625 amino acids. Gene Ontology annotation, biological process: protein phosphorylation. Gene Ontology annotation, cellular component: cytoplasm.